Molecule: messenger RNA, 738 nt
Organism: Hydra vulgaris (swiftwater hydra)
Lineage: Eukaryota; Metazoa; Cnidaria; Hydrozoa; Anthoathecata; Hydridae
Molecular function (GO): nucleic acid binding
Source: RefSeq, a predicted model, not a curated record
AUGUACCCUUACAAGGUUCAAUUAGUGCAAUCUUUAAAACCAGCAGACUUUCAGAAACGACUAAAUUAUGCUGUCAGGUUUCAGAGAACUGCAAGAAAUGACAAUGAGUUUAUUCACAAGUUGAUCAUGGGAGAUGAAGCUCAUUUCCAUUUGAAUGGACAUGUGAAUAAGCAAAAUACCAGAUUCUGGGGCUCCGAAAAUCCACGCCAAGUUCAUGCGAGUCCAUUGCACCCGGUUAAAGUCACAACAUGGUGUGGAGUAACAUCAGAAAGGGUUAUUGGGCCCUUCUUCUUUGAAGAUGAAAAUGAAAAUGCUGUGACUGUAACUGCUGAGAAAUAUCGAGACAUGCUAGUGAAUUUUGUUCAACCUCAGUUAGUAAACAUGGCAGGGUAUUGGUGGCAACAAGAUGGAGCAACUGCACAUACUGCUAGAGCCACAAUGCAGUUGUUAACUGCAAUGUUUCAGGAUCGGAUAAUCUCUCUUAAUUCCGAUUUUGAAUGGCCUCCACGUUCUCCUGAUUUGACCGCUCCGGACUUUUGGCUUUGGGGAUAUUUUAAAGACAAAGUGUAUGCAAAUAAGCCCCGAACUAUUCAAGAAAUUAAGGCAAACAUACGACAGGAAAUUCUUUCCCUACAACCUCAGAUGUUAAGAAGUGUUAUGGAGAAUAGCUUAGAAAGAGCUCGACUUUGUGAAGACGAGAAUGGAGGCUAUUUAAGAGACAUUAUCUUUCGUGACUAA